AUGGGUAGUCGGGAAGAGAAUGUGAGAAUUAGCGGGAAUAAUACACGUCUAUCACCAUCCAUAUGUAUAUUUUGUGGAUCGUCCGGAGGCAAUGACUCCAAUACGAGAAUCACACAAGAUUUGGACGUACCAUCACUAAUAGCUCUGCCGAGGUGUUACGUAAGCGACUGCAAUGGAGUGAAUGAGGGGAAGCGGACACACGUUUGA
Messenger RNA from Necator americanus (New World hookworm), 207 nucleotides. RefSeq lists its product as uncharacterized. The coding region runs from base 1 to 207 and encodes 68 amino acids. The transcript has 3 exons. The record is from RefSeq and is a predicted model, not a curated record. Lineage: Eukaryota; Metazoa; Nematoda; Chromadorea; Rhabditida; Ancylostomatidae.